Messenger RNA from Racocetra persica, 705 nucleotides. Lineage: Eukaryota; Fungi; Glomeromycota; Glomeromycetes; Diversisporales; Gigasporaceae. The record is from the annotation of a GenBank genome assembly.
GUUCUGUCUAGUUUUGAGAGUUUAUGGAAAAAGCAGCAAAAAAAUAUCAUGGCUAACGAGUUAGAACAAAAAAUAGCCCAAUAUCAAAACCGAAUAGGGCAAAUGGAAGCCGAGGAGUUAAGAGACUUUUUUGCUGAAUUAAGUCCAUUUAUCCAAGCCCACACCAAGGAUGACAAAGCCCAGCAAGCCGAAGCAGAUUUUCAAAAAGGCCGAGAUAAUUCGCUAACCAUUAAAAGUUUGCUCGCUGUAUUUAAUAGGCUAGUUGCUUUGAGCCAAACGGCCACCCAAGAAAAAGCCGAUUUAUUGAUUGAAUUAUUGGAGCCUUUUACUAUUAGUUAUAAUCCUAAUUCUCCAAGAGGAAAAAAGCAGUGGUACGGGGCAAGCAAUUUUGCGGAAUAUAACCUGGCUACGUAUGGAAAAAAUGUUUUUGGGGAAACAGUUCAAGCGUAUAUCGACCAGGACGAGCAGUUUGGGGGAAGAGGAAACGAAGUAAGAACCGUUUUGAAAAAAUUACGUGAAAUAAAAGCCGGAACAGUCCAAGCCGAGGAAAAUACUGCUAACCAAAACAAUAAUAACCAAACUAACGAAACUAACAAUAAUAGCGACCAGACAAACAAUAACGACGCCCAAUUAGCCGCUGAAAAUAAAGUAAAAACAAUUAUAAAAUCCGCUACUACGGCAUUAACCAGUAGUAAUUUAGGAGUA